Messenger RNA from Labeo rohita (rohu), 821 nucleotides. RefSeq names its product polysaccharide biosynthesis domain containing 1 (gene pbdc1). The coding region runs from base 73 to 597 and encodes 174 amino acids. The transcript has 6 exons. Gene Ontology annotation, cellular component: cytoplasm. Lineage: Eukaryota; Metazoa; Chordata; Actinopteri; Cypriniformes; Cyprinidae. The record is from RefSeq and is a predicted model, not a curated record.
CACAGCGCAUUUAAGUCACAUGACCUGUCGUCAUGACGUGUUUGUAGCUUAUCCGGGUCAGAAGGCGUCAGCAUGGACACGGGGGAUGUUCUUGCAUCUUUGGGGGUAGAGGGAGCCACCGCGGCUGCGCAUGCGCUGUCUCUUCCAGCAGAGGCGUAUGGAAAUGAUGCCCAACUGGAGGUAAUGUGGGCUAUGAAAGCUUACAAUCACGCAGAAGUGUACUUUAAUCUUAUUUCCUCAGUUGACCCCAAAUUUCUAAAACUAACUAAAUCAGACGAGCAGAUAUAUACGAAAUUCCGGGAAGCAUUUCCUGACCUCAGUAUUCAAGUUCUGGACCCGGAGCUGCUCAAGUCCGCAGACGCUAAAGAGAAAUGGAGGCCCUUUUGUAACCAGUUUGAAGGAGUUGUAGAGGACUUCAACUAUGGCACAUUAUUACGUAUAGACUGUCAAAAGGACUACACGGAGGAGAACACGAUAUUUGCAACAAGGAUCCAGUUUUACGCCAUUGAGAUUGCGAGAAACAAGGAAGGAUACAAUGACUUUGUCCACAACGCCAGUUCAAAAGCCAAACUGAAAAAAGAUAAGAGUUCAUCAUAAUAGCUUAAUAUUUAAAGUGGCCUUGUUGGUGUAGAAAUCUUUCUACACAAACAGUGGAAAAACAUAUAAAUAUCAUUUUUUCCCCCCAUAAUGUAAAUGUGUAAAAGAGUUGCUUUUUUCAUUUGUAUUCAGACGUUGAAUGGUUAAUUCAGUUUUGUUUUUCCUGCAUUGUCUGAUACCUUUUCUUUGUAAUAAAUAACAGUACAUAUUUCCACGUGAAAAAC